CAAACCGGGUCCAAGGCUCUGUACUUGUUUCCCUAAUUUCGAUCCAAAUCAACGCCCUCUACUUCAUUUUCCCCAGACGAUUAUCCACUGCCUACUGAUAUCUCUUCCUCGAAGAUUCCGCAGCGUUUCAAUCUCACUGCUCCCUUCGAUUCCUUCACUUCCCGAACAACAAAUGCCUCUGAAGCAGAGAGAACCGCCCAAGUCCCAUUACAAAAUGGAUAUCGAGCUGGAUAGGCUCGGCAGUCUACCAUGUCAUAUUAUAGAUCAGAUUUUGCAGCAUUUGCCUAUAAAGGAGGCGGUGAGGACGAGUGUUUUGUCCACCAAAUGGAGGUAUAAAUGGUCUACGCUCGGGCAUCUUGUGUUUGAUCAUCAUUGUGUCUCUAAUCGGCUCAAUACUACUUUUGUGAACAUUGUGGAUCAUGUGCUCUUACUUCACACUGGUCCCAUACACAAGUUCAAGCUUUCGAAUCGAGAGUUUUCUGGCACUACCGACGUUGACCGCUGGAUUCGUUAUCUCUCGAGAAGCUCUGUGAAGGAAUUUGUGCUUGAGAUUUGGAAAGGGCCUCGCUACCCAAUGCCUUCGUGUUUGUUUUCUCUACAAGAGAUUACUCACUUGGAGGUGUUUAAUUGUUCGCUGAAACCACCCUCGUCAUUCAAGGGCUUUAGGUGUUUGAAGAGCUUGGAUAUUCAGCAUGUUACAGUGGCCCAAGGUGUGUUUGAGAAUCUGAUACUUAGCUGUCCUCUGCUUGAGAGAUUGAGCUUGAUGAACUUUGAGGGUAUCACUGAACUCAACAUUGAUGCUCCUAACCUCCAAUUCUUUGACACUGGAGGUGCUUUUGAGGAUGUUAAUUUUAUGAACACCUUGAAUCUUACUGUUGUUUCUAUUGCUUUAUACGAGCAUGCACUCGAUCACCAGAGACGGUCUCCUCGUAAUUCUGGCAAUCUGGUCAAGUUUUUUUCUCAGCUACCUCAUGUUCAGAGGCUUGAAAUUCAGAGUCGCUUUCUAAAGUAUUUGGCUGCUGGUAUUGUGUCAGGAAAGCUGCCUAAACCAUGUUUAGAUCUGAAUUUCCUUUCAAUACGCAUCAACUUCAGUGAUUGGGAGGAGCUUUUAACUGCUGUAAGCAUUCUGAGAAGCUCCCCUUCUCUGCAAGAGCUUGAGCUUUUGGUCCGCCCAAAUGAACAGCCUACUGCUGGAAGAACUAAGUUAUGCCUAGACGAUAACUGCGAUUGUCCAUUUUCCCGACUACGACUUGUCAGAAUAAAUGGCAUCUCCGAUACCCAAAAUGAGGUAGAUCUCAUCGAACUUUUACUUUCUAAUUCACCCAUGCUUGAGCAGAUGACUGUUAAGCCUGCUUCUGGCGACUGUGGUUGGGAGCUGGUAAAGAAGUUGCUCCAAUUUAAGCGGGCCUCAGCCAAUGCCAAGAUAUUUUACUUGGAGCCAUGAUUCAUCAGUUAAUUUAGCACCCAGGAGUCCUUGCCUGCAGGAUGAACAUGGAUAGAAGUCUUUGUGAUGUAGGUCAUUUUGUUUCCUGAACAAUGUGUAUAUACCAAGCAGUAAUCUCUCUAUGGUAUUUGUAAACUCAGAUGUGCCUUCACUUGGCAUUAACAUGCAUGAUGCACACGUUUUUGUGAUGGAAUUCGCAACUCUAAUAUGCUUGACUA
Molecule: messenger RNA, 1662 nt
Organism: Argentina anserina (silverweed cinquefoil)
Lineage: Eukaryota; Viridiplantae; Streptophyta; Magnoliopsida; Rosales; Rosaceae
Product: F-box/FBD/LRR-repeat protein At1g13570-like
Exons: 4
Coding region: 173-1444 (423 amino acids)
Molecular function (GO): protein binding
Source: RefSeq, a predicted model, not a curated record